Agrilus planipennis (emerald ash borer) is the source of this 673-nucleotide messenger RNA. RefSeq lists its product as uncharacterized. NCBI's taxonomy places the organism in Eukaryota, Metazoa, Arthropoda, Insecta, Coleoptera, Buprestidae. The coding region runs from base 156 to 545 and encodes 129 amino acids. The record is from RefSeq and is a predicted model, not a curated record. The transcript is spliced from 2 exons.
ACGAAAGGAUUAUUCGUACAAGUACAAACUGGUAAUCACAUUAGUCAAGAGAACUACGGUAAGUCCAUCAUAUAAAAAGGUAAUCACCAAGUCAUUGGCCAGUCGGUUUAGAUGCUAGUGAAGUGCUACAUGUUCUUGUGAAUUUCUCUUCCGAGAUGUUAGGAAUACUUACUUUGAUAAUUAUUUAUAUUUUCGGAUGUGUAGCUGCACCAGCAAGGAAGGAAUCAACUCAACAAGUUGUUGAUCCAGCACCAGGAGUCAUUCCCGUUUACAUACGUCCCGGAGAUACCCCGCUCGAAGAUAUCAAUCCUGAUUUAGCAAAAGCAUUUCGGUACAACGAAAUUAAAUAUGGGCGUUAUGUGCACCCUUAUCGGGUUAAAUCUGACGGGGUGCUUAGGGGCAAAAUUCCAGUCAGUUUAGAAGAUCUUAACGAAGUCUCACAGGAUAACGACGUAGUAAAGCCUAAAAGAACUAGCAAAAAAAUUGUGGAAACCACCCGAGAACCUAUCUACUUUUCUUACUUUAAUCUGCCGUACCUGGAAUAAGAAGACUAUAAUCAAUAGACUAUGUUAGAAUGAUGCAGUGUUUAAAGUGUGUUUUUUUUUAAGAAUUGGAUAGUUAGUUGUAUGUAUCUUGUAUCUAAUUCUAAAUAACAUUAAACCUCUUGAUCAUU